Hibiscus syriacus is the source of this 1683-nucleotide messenger RNA. RefSeq names its product protein GRAVITROPIC IN THE LIGHT 1-like. Gene Ontology annotation, biological process: negative gravitropism; response to red or far red light. Bases 90 to 1514 code for a protein of 474 amino acids. The transcript has a single exon. Lineage: Eukaryota; Viridiplantae; Streptophyta; Magnoliopsida; Malvales; Malvaceae. The record is from RefSeq and is a predicted model, not a curated record.
CAUCGACAAAACCAAACAAUUAUUAUAGCAAACUAAGCGCAACGGAGAUUCAAGUUUGUAUCCCCCCCCCCCCAAUUUCUAUUGGAGAAAUGGAUGGCAAUCAAUCUUCAAUAACACCCAAACCCCCACAAAUCUCUGAAAUGUUUCAGAAAUUUGCCUUGGUUUUCAAGACCAAAACUUUUGACUUCUUCGCCGACAACCACGAUAAAACCCGGCUGUCUGAAUCCGACGGCUUUUCCCUCCUCGACUCUAUGGAAGACUUCAUCGCCGACCAGAAAGUCGUCGUCAUCAAGCCCGACCCCCCUCCGAAUUCUUCUUCAUCUUCCUCGAUUGGUAACAGUUUCCAGAGCAUAACCAUCGAUACCCGGAUAGCCAAUUCGCUGGUUUCUUCGGUUUUUGAUGCUGUUUCUUCCUUUGAAGCUUCCUAUCUUCAGUUACAGAUUUCGCACGUACCGUUCGAGGAGGAAGGUGUGAAAUCCGCUGAUAGAGCUUUGGUUUCUCAUCUUCAAAGGUUGUCUGAUUUGAAGCGGUUCUAUAGGGAAAUUCGGAAGAAUCCUCAUUUUGAAGCUGGGUUAUCUCUCGGCUCAUGCUUGGAAGCUCAAGUGCAAGAGAAUCAAAGCAAGUUGAGAGCUUUGGAAACAGUUUCAAACCGUUUGCAAGAAGAGAUUGAUGAAAAGGACAAUCAAGUCUCGUCUCUGAGGAAGAAAUUAGCUGAGAUUCAAUGGGCCAACACAAAAUUGUUAAGAAAAUUGUCUGGUAAUUUGAGUUCAGCUUGUGAUGUUCUAUUAACGGUUAGGGUCUUUGAAUCUGUUUUGCAUGAGGCUUGUAGAGCAACACAUAAGUUUAGUAAGAUUUUGAUUGGUUUGAUGGGAAAAGCUGGCUGGGAGCUUGAUUUGGUGGCCAAUUCGGUUUACCCUGAUAUUGAUUACGCAAAGAAAGGACACACUAGGUUUGCUUUUUUGUUCUACAUUUGUUUGGGAAUGUUUCGGGGUUUCGAUAUUGAAGGGUUUGGUUUGAGUGAGAAUGAACGUCUGUGUAAUGGGGAUAAUGCUACUUUCCCAUUGAAGCAAUUACUGGAGCAUGUAUCUAGCAACCCCAUGGAGUUGCUAAGUAGGGACCAGAGCUGUGAAUACUCAAGAUUUUGCGAGAAGAAGUAUCAAGAGCUUAUCCAUCCCACCAUGGAGUCGUCGAUAUUUAGCAAUCUGGAUAAAAACGAAGCUGUUCUGAAUUCAUGGCGGUCAUUGAGCAUAUUCUACGAGUCAUUUGUUAGCAUGGCUAGUUCAAUAUGGACACUUCAUAAGCUGGCCUUUUCAUUUGAUCCAGUGGUUGAGAUAUUUCGAGUCGAAAGAAGAGUUGAUUUCUCAAUGGUGUGCAUGGAAGAUGUCACCAAGAGGUAUAACUCGCCUGGCCAACCUAGGGUGAAAGUGGGGUUCACUGUGAUUCCAGGGUUUAAAAUUGGGAGGACUGUGGUUCAGUCUCUGGUUUAUUUAAAUGGGUUGAAAUGUACGGUGUAGUGGCUCGAAUAUUGCACCAUGUAGAGAGUUAAGUUACAAUAAAUCUUCUUCUUUCUGAAGUGGAUUUUGGUUUGGCUGCAAUCCUCGAAAGGGCGAGAUUUUAGCCUUGUAGGUAAACCAUGAUCCUCCAGAAGAUGACUAAACACCUGAAAGAAACUGGAGUCUUCAC